Messenger RNA from Cheilinus undulatus (humphead wrasse), 2394 nucleotides. It is a transcript of the gene acat2, whose product is annotated as acetyl-CoA acetyltransferase 2. Gene Ontology annotation, molecular function: acetyl-CoA C-acetyltransferase activity. The record is from RefSeq and is a predicted model, not a curated record. Gene Ontology annotation, biological process: fatty acid beta-oxidation. The transcript has 9 exons. Bases 92 to 1279 code for a protein of 395 amino acids. Lineage: Eukaryota; Metazoa; Chordata; Actinopteri; Labriformes; Labridae.
GGCAGUAUCAACAGAGCAUUGUGCAGUGUGGACUUUCAGGAACAACGCGUUGGCGCACACUGCACCUCUGACGGAUCUUUAAUCCAACAAAAUGAACAACGAGCCUGUUGUCAUCGUCUCUGCAGCUCGGACACCUAUUGGGUCCUUGAACGGUGCUCUGUCCACAGUCCCUGUACAUGACCUGUGUUCAGUUGUGAUAAAGGAUGUCCUGAAUCGGGCCAGUUUGAAACCAGAAGAGGUCUCUGAGGUUAUCAUGGGACACGUUCUAACAGCAGGUAAUGGGCAGAAUCCAGCACGUCAAGCCAGUGUUGCUGCAGGGAUUCCCUACUCGGUCCCAUCCUGGAGCUGUCAGAUGGUGUGUGGCUCUGGGCUGAAGGCUGUGUGUCUAGGAGCUCAGUCCAUCCAGACUGGAGAGUCUGCUGUAGUGGUGGCCGGGGGGAUGGAGAGUAUGAGCAGGGCUCCUCACACAGUGCAGAUGAGAGCAGGUGUGAAGAUGGGCGAUGCCACCCUUCAGGACUCCAUGGUGGCUGAUGGCCUGACAGAUGCCUUCCAUGGCUACCACAUGGGCAUCACAGCUGAGAAUGUGGCGAAGCAGUGGGCCGUCAGUCGACAGGAGCAGGAUCAGUUUUCUGUCCGGUCCCAGAAUAAAGCAGAAGCUGCACAGAAAGCAGGACACUUCGACCAAGAGAUUGUCCCAGUCAUUGUUCCAUCGAGAAAAGGUCCAGUGGAGGUGAAGGUGGACGAGUUUCCUCGUCAUGGCAGCAACAUAGACAGCAUGUCCAAACUCAGACCCUGCUUCAUCAAGGACAGCAGUGGAACUGUCACUGCAGGAAAUGCCUCAGGUAUUAAUGAUGGAGCAGCUGCAACUGUUCUCAUGAGUCAAUCAGAAGCUGCGAGGAGGGGAAUUAAACCCAUGGCUAGAAUCAGAUCAUGGGCUCAAGCUGGCCUUGACCCGUCCAUCAUGGGAACUGGACCAAUACCAGCCAUCACGAAAGCGGUUGAGAAAGCAGGCUGGAAGCUGGACCAAGUUGACCUUUUUGAGAUCAAUGAGGCAUUUGCUGCUCAGUCCAUUGCUGUAGUUAAAGAGCUGGGGCUGGAUGCAGACAAGGUGAAUGUGAGCGGAGGUGCCAUUUCUCUGGGUCACCCCAUCGGCAUGUCCGGCUGCAGAAUCCUGGUGACUUUACUGCACGCUCUGCAGAGGACUGGAGGCCAUAAGGGAGUGGCGUCUCUCUGCAUUGGAGGCGGAAUGGGCAUUGCCAUGUGUGUGGAGAGAGAUUGAGAUGGACUUUACUUAAAUCUUUGUUAUCUGAUAAGGGAAACAAUGUUAAUGCUGCAGGACUUGAUUUGAAACGGUUUACCAAGGGUCUUUGAAUCACUGUACUUGAGGUGAAAAUUAACCAAGUGUUUGUUAAUUGUUGGAAGUUGUCCAACAUAAGCUUGAUGCUCUCACUGUGAAGUCAUCCUACAUAAUUUUUCCUCAGGUUUUAGCUAAGUAGCAUGUAAAUCAAUUUAAAAGGUUGUGUAGAUAAAUAACUGUAAUGAUGACAGCUUUAAUGUAAACCAGUAGCUCUUAAAUUAGUUUCUUGCAGCCGUGGGGAUGUACCCUGAAGCAAGAUUAAAAAGUAGAGAGGUCUGCUGAGCCUAAAGCUGGCUCUCUUUUAAUCUGGCUAGAUUGCCAUAGUAGCUAACUCUAAACUAUUAAGUUGUGGCUUAAAAUCAGCAUCAAAGUCUAUCUUAGGCUGAUUAUGGCAAUUUAGAUCAUGAUUUUACAGUUUUACGAAGCCAUGCAGUUACAUUUCCAUACAGGCUUACUAUAUGCUUCACGUUGUGGACCUUGCAUAUUCAAUUAACGUAAAUCUACCUUACCUCCAGUCUUUCUCCUCUUGUUUUCAUGUCAAAGUCACACUUAAAAUUUCAGCAGGUUGACCCCAGGAAAGUUCAUUUACAUGGCUGAUUCAGGACACUGAUAUAAUUGAUGCAUUUUUUUGAAAUCUUGUGUUAAACCAAUUCAGUCAUUUACUUAAAUUUGGCCAAUAUUUCAACAAAUUCUUUUAUAGCAUGAAAGUUUACUUAAUUACAGUUCCUAAUUAUUCAGCUGAAAUGUAGUACACCAUUGUUUGAGUUGUAAUGUGAGUCGAAUUAAACAAGAAGAUGGCAAAAUUAAAUAAUCUGGCUUAAUAGUACAUGAGUUACCUGCAGCCUCCUGUGCAGCAGGGGUAUUAUACUAUGUAUUUGUCACAAGGCUUUAUGAUUUAAUCGGCGGCGCGGUGGUUAGCAAUGUUGCCUCACAGCAAGAAGGUUGCUGGUUCGCUUCCCGGUCAGUUUGCAUGUUCUCCCUGUGCAGACGUUGGUUCUCUCCGGGUACAAAAAACAUGCACAUUAGGUUAACUGAUC